Molecule: messenger RNA, 762 nt
Organism: Topomyia yanbarensis
Lineage: Eukaryota; Metazoa; Arthropoda; Insecta; Diptera; Culicidae
Exons: 1
Source: RefSeq, a predicted model, not a curated record
AAUAAUAAUAAUAAUAAUAAUAAUAAUAAUAAUAAUAAUAAUAAUAAUAACAAUAAUAAUAAUAAUAAUAAUGAUAAUAAUAAUAAUAAUAAUAAUAAUAAUAAUAAUAAUAAUAAUAAUAAUAAUAAUAAUAAUAAUAAUAAUAAUAAUAAUAAUAAUAAUAAUAAUAAUAAUAAUAAUAAUAAUAAUAAUAAUAAUAACAAUAAUAAUAAUAAUAAUAAUAAUAAUAAUAAUAAUAAUAAUAAUAAUAAUAAUAAUAAUAAUAAUAAUAAUAAUAAUAAUAAUAAUAAUAAUAAUAAUAAUAAUAAUAAUAAUAAUAAUAAUAAUAAUAAUAAUAAUAAUAAUAAUAAUAAUAAUAAUAAUAAUAAUAAUAAUAAUAAUAAUAAUAAUAAUAAUAAUAAUAAUAAUAAUAAUAAUAAUAAUAAUAAUAAUAAUAAUAAUAAUAAUAAUAAUAAUAAUAAUAAUAAUAAUAAUAAUAAUAACAAUAAUAAUAAUAAUAAUAAUAAUAAUAAUAAUAAUAAUAAUAAUAAUAAUAAUAAUAAUAAUAAUAAUAAUAAUAAUAAUAAUAAUAAUAAUAAUAAUAAUAAUAAUAAUAAUAAUAACAAUAAUAAUAAUAAUAAUAAUAAUAAUAAUAAUAAUAAUAAUAAUAAUAAUAAUAAUAAUAAUAAUAAUAAUAAUAAUAAUAAUAAUAAUAAUAAUAAUAAUAAUAAUAAUAAUAAUAAUAAUAAUAAUAAUAAUAAUAAUAAUAAUAAUAAUAAUAAU